Messenger RNA from Pyrus x bretschneideri (Chinese white pear), 634 nucleotides. Its product is annotated as phytosulfokines 3-like. Gene Ontology annotation, molecular function: growth factor activity. Gene Ontology annotation, biological process: cell population proliferation. Bases 264 to 512 code for a protein of 82 amino acids. Gene Ontology annotation, cellular component: extracellular region. The transcript has 2 exons. Lineage: Eukaryota; Viridiplantae; Streptophyta; Magnoliopsida; Rosales; Rosaceae. The record is from RefSeq and is a predicted model, not a curated record.
UAAUCAUAAUUUGAAAUAAAAAGUCUUCCUUUUAUAAGUAUGUUAUUAAUGGCCCAUUUAAGUACAAAACGUUUGGGUCCAUACUCCUGCUGCACAAAGUCGUCCUUCUGUCCUAGUUCACACAAUAAAGCCUAAAAUGGUCAUCUUCUUAUCACAUUUCUAUAUAUUCAUUCAAUCCCUCGCUCUCUUUUCUAUGUGUAUAUCAAGCUCUAUAUAUACCCCGACCCUUUGCAUAUAGUUCUAGUACAAAAACACAGAGAGAAAUGGCCGGAUCAUAUAAAGCCCUCUUCUUCUUAGCUCUUGUCCUGUGCUCUACUUUAGUAGUUUAUGCAGCAAGACCAGAACCAGCUUUUUCAGCAGCGAAGUCUGCGAAAACCGAACUCAAGGGUGUUGAAACAGAACAGGUUGAUGAAGUUGAGAGCUGUGAAGGAGUUGGAGAGGAGGAGUGCUUGAUGAGAAGAACUCUGGCUGCUCAUGUCGAUUACAUCUAUACACAGAAGCAUAAUCCCUGAACAACGUUUGUUAACCAUAUGUAUUGUGAUUAUCUGUUGAUUAUAUAUGAAUUACUUGUUAGCAAUAAAAAGAAAUGUUCAGCAGCAGUUUGCUGAUAAUAUAUAAUCAAGUUUCCCGUGCU